AUGAAGGAGGCAAAUUGGACCCAAGUGUCUGAAUUCAUUCUCUUAGGAUUCUCAGAUCGAUUGGAAGUGCAGUUAAGUUUGUUCUUGCUCUUUCUACUCAUUUACCUACUGACUCUAAUAGGAAAUAUAGGUAUGAUCGUGCUGAUUCAGACAGAUUCCCUCCGACAUUCUCCAAUGUAUUUUUUCCUUACUAAUCUGUCCUUUGUUGACUUGUGCUUCUCCUCCAGCGUUGCACCGAGGUUUCUGUAUGAUCUCCUCAUGGGCAGGAAGGUGAUCUCAUACAAAGCAUGUGCAACCCAGAUGUGGUUUGCUGCCACCUUUGCCACAACUGAGUGCUACCUUUUAGCUGCCAUGGCUUAUGAUCGCUUUGUUGCUAUCUGUAACCCACUGCUUUAUCCAGUCACCAUAACUAGAAACAUCUGUCUCCAGCUUGUAUUUGGUUGUUAUCUAGUGGGGAUUGUGAUUUCAGUUGUCCAUACCAGUGGCACAUUCAGGCUCUCUUUCUGUGGCCCCAAUGAAAUCACCUCUUUUUUCUGUGACAUCCCCCCUUUGCUGCGACUUUCCUGUUCAGACAACUAUGUUUCCAAGACAGUGCUCUUUGUCACUGCAGCUUUUGUUGUGGUAUUGAAUGCAGUUAUUGUACUCAUCUCCUACAUUUGUAUUCUUUUCACCAUCUUGAGGAUGCAGUCACCCACAAGUAGACGAAAGACCUUUUCAACCUGUGCUUCACACCUGAUGACUGUUGUUCUGUACUUUGGGACACUGACCUUUAUGUAUGGUCAACCUGGAGGGCUUGAGGCAGCGGAACAAGACAAAAUAGUGUCUGUGUUUUACACCAUUGUGAUCCCCAUGCUGAACCCUGCCAUAUACAGUAUGAGGAAUGAGGAGGUGAAAAAAGCCCUGAAGAAGAAACUGAAUAAUAAAAUCUUUCUUUAG
Messenger RNA from Euleptes europaea (tarantolino), 936 nucleotides. Its product is annotated as olfactory receptor 1020-like. Gene Ontology annotation, biological process: sensory perception of smell; G protein-coupled receptor signaling pathway. The transcript has a single exon. NCBI's taxonomy places the organism in Eukaryota, Metazoa, Chordata, Lepidosauria, Squamata, Sphaerodactylidae. The record is from RefSeq and is a predicted model, not a curated record. The coding region runs from base 1 to 936 and encodes 311 amino acids. Gene Ontology annotation, cellular component: membrane. Gene Ontology annotation, molecular function: odorant binding; olfactory receptor activity; G protein-coupled receptor activity.